Messenger RNA from Seminavis robusta, 1075 nucleotides. Lineage: Eukaryota; Bacillariophyta; Bacillariophyceae; Naviculales; Naviculaceae. The record is from the annotation of a GenBank genome assembly.
CAGAGGUCCAGGCACAAGACAAAGUUUCAUCAGGACAUUAGUACCAGUUGUCAAAUUCCCCGCAACUCCGAUAUGAUGCUCUAGCUAGUUGGUUGUACCGAACCCGGUACCACCAUGGUGCCGUCGUCUUCCUGAGAGAAAGGUGAUUUGAUCAACUGCAGCACACGAUAUAUUUACAGCUCUGACGGAUUUUAAUUCAAGGCGCGAAAUUGUUUUUGGCGCGAAGUCGAAGUUUCUCCGAAAAAGGCUCCCUUUCAAACGCAGCCGUCAAUCUGCUGUGUAUUGGUACCAGGUACCAGUAUCCUUUCUAACCAAACCAUGGCGCUCCCUGAUCUUCCUCUUCGAUGCUUGACCUCGGCUGAGGCGCACACUACCACUGAUGUUGUCAGUGGACGAAACACCAUUAUUGACUUUUGGACUACUAGAUGCACUCGCUGUCCUGAUGCUCUGGAUAAACUCGACAAAUUGGCUCAAGAUCCUCAAUAUAAUGAGAUCAAAUUCAUUUCGAUCUGUUGUGAUCAGUUGGAUGGAGCGAGGGAGAUUAUUGAGAAAGAUAACGAUCCACGAUGGAGUCACAUUGCCCACUACUUUAUGGCACCAAACGACAAAGAAACUGCAAAGAAGGUUUUGGGGUUCAAGUCUGUUCCUUUCUACGUCGUUUUGGACAAAACUGGGAACAUUGUGCAGAAGGGGGGAGCCUCAAAAGUUGACUUCGACAAUGUUCCGGGUAUUUUGGUGAUUGAAGAGGACAAAGAGAAUUCAAAGCCUGAUCAAAUCGCUGGAGCUCCCGAAGAACAAGUUUUUAUGCUGGAAGAUCUGGACUUUUAAGCCCUACUAGCUAGCUAGUACUUGGUAUACUUGGGUAUUGCUUGAUAUCUGCACGUAAGAAAAUAGGUUGUUGAGCUUGUGGUUGAAUGUUGACGAUCCUUUCAUUCAGUAGGAUUUUUGACAAUGAUAUAGUGGAAUGUCGCACCGUAGAAAAAGUGUUCUCAAUGGUGUUGGGAGCCUUGGCAUUAUGUUUUCAAUGUCAAUACUUCCUAGUACAGCAGUAAUGAGGAGCGCUAAGCGCGGAUGU